Protomyces lactucae-debilis is the source of this 315-nucleotide messenger RNA. RefSeq lists its product as uncharacterized. The record is from RefSeq and is a predicted model, not a curated record. The annotation marks the transcript as partial. Lineage: Eukaryota; Fungi; Ascomycota; Taphrinomycetes; Taphrinales; Protomycetaceae. Gene Ontology annotation, molecular function: guanyl-nucleotide exchange factor activity. Gene Ontology annotation, biological process: exocytosis. Gene Ontology annotation, cellular component: cell tip; Golgi to plasma membrane transport vesicle. The transcript has a single exon.
AUGUCGCCGACGUCUCCUCGGAAACAGCUGAUUGAUGAUUCACUACCCCUGGCAGUACAACUCACAAAGGAGCGACAGCUGCGGAUGCAAGCUGAACAGAAUUACGCUUUGCUUCAACAAGAAUCAGAAGAUCUCUCACAAUCGUUGUUUGAGGAAGCCAACAAGAUGGUUGCUGCUGAGCGAAAACUCAAUCAUCAGGUUACAGAGAAGCUCAAGAUGUUGGCGGAUAGGGAGGAGGAACGAACGGCGCGACUGAGGCAUCUGGAAGGUGCCAUGGAACGGAUCUUGCGCGUUCGAGGAGUUCUGGCUGCAUCG